This is a messenger RNA of Juglans regia (Persian walnut), 814 nucleotides long. Its product is annotated as glutaredoxin-C6. Lineage: Eukaryota; Viridiplantae; Streptophyta; Magnoliopsida; Fagales; Juglandaceae. Bases 104 to 520 code for a protein of 138 amino acids. The transcript has a single exon. The record is from RefSeq and is a predicted model, not a curated record.
CUCCCAGAAAACCCCACCCUCCCUCCCUCGCUCCCACAUACACGCACUCUCACACCCCACUUCCCUCUGUUGAACUCUGCACCGUCUCUAUCACUCUCCGGCGAUGCAGGACCUACGACGUUGCUCAGACGAUGUCUUCCGCCUCGACCUGACCUCUCUGGCCACCGCAUCCUCCUCGCCCCUAUCCAUCGACGCGGCCGAGUCGGUUGAGGCCCGAAUCCGGCGCCUCAUAUCCGAGCACCCGGUGAUUAUCUUCAGCCGAUCCUCCUGCUGCAUGUGCCACGUCAUGAAGAAGCUCCUCUCCUCCAUCGGCGUCCACCCCACCGUCAUCGAAUUGGACGACCGCGAGAUCGCCUUCCUCCCGUCCUCUUCCGAUACAAACACCGACUCCCCCCGCACACCCGCCCCUGCCGUAUUCAUUGGCGGCACCUCUGUUGGAGGCUUGGAGUCUCUCGUUGCCCUCCACCUCAGUGGCCACCUCGUCCCCAAGCUCGUCGAAGUCGGUGCUCUCUGGGUAUGAUAUCUUUAUUCUCUUCGUUAGCUUAAUUUCCGUUCGACGGUCAAUACUCUGGUAACAGUCGUAGAACAGGAAGAAGAAGAGCAGGAAUACUGCGAGUUCGUGUCUGAAGUAUUAUUUGCAUGAGGGGUACUCGCUCUUUUAGAUGCAACACGUGUACUAAAACUCCAAAUACGUCGACGUUACGUUUCGUUUCGUUUCGUUUUAAUCACUUUUCUGUCUUAAUCUAGUUCAGGAAAUUAAAGUAUGUAGAUUAUAGGGUCCCACCAUGUGGGGGCCACUUGUCAGUUGUCAUUC